UUUUUUUUUUUACUGAAGGGCCGAAAUGCUUGCCUGCCAGGUGCAAGUCAUGUUGGGUAGAAUUUUUAAUUGAAAGAUUUGAACAAAAUUAUUUAAUUAUUCUUGACAGUUUAAAGCGCUAAACGCUUUUUUACAGAGGCAUUACCCGUUUGUUUUACAUUUGAAUGCUCAUUCGUAUUCGUUGACCGACUUAAAAAUACAGCUGUGUUUGUAUUACGUGAGUUAACAAAACGCAACACACAAUACCGGCAUUACCGAGCCAGGUACGCUGGAAAACAUGGGUCCAUUUCUGCAAGAUAUAUUACGUUGCUUUCUGCACAUUUCAUGACCGCACUUUAAAAGUGAAUCGGCGGUUUUGAACGUAAACGCAAAUUUCUGAUGAAUGCGAAUCUGGCAACUUUUUAUUAAAUUGGUUGUUCACUGAGUGGCGUUAAAAAAUGUAAUGCUCUGUCAGGAUUUAAAAUAAUGUACUAAUCUAGAUUUAACCCUACAUUAAACCUAACCAGUAGCGUUUUCCGCUAUCGAGCAAAUUUGCUCUUUCACAAAAGCCAUAUAUAUAUAUAGAACAUUUUAUGAUGCCAAAAUCAAAAUGAGUUGGUUUACAAAUUAAUAAUUUACUCCUAUAAUCAUCACUACUGCCACUAGUGUUUGGAUACUGACUUCUAUAUAUAGGUACAUUUUUGGAGUUUUAGGUAGAGGCAUGAGGCAUCAUUGUUUUAUUGUUACUUUACAGCUUUAGAUAUUUCAGUGUUCAACCUUUCAGAUACAUAAAAGCCGUAACUUGCUUGGCGCCGUUACCAAGAUGGCUGCCAAGUGGACUCGCUUUCUUUUACAAAGGACUUUGAGCAUCACUAUUUGCAUUUGCUCAUACCAGAGCUGUGACUAGACUGGUCUCCAGAGUAUGGUCCGAUGUUACGCCUGCCGCAGUUUGUCUAUUUAGAGUAAGAGCAAUAAAAAUUUACACCUUUCAGUGGGAGAGGCCUGCACGUCAGAUGCUGUUAUGAUGACAUGCACAAUAGGUCAAUGUACUUUAAUAAUGUGUAAGGAAAUAACGCAACCCAGGCACCGAAAGGUUGCCCACUCAGCCCCAAAAAACCUGGCGCGUCGAGCUAGUGUUGCUAUAGUUUUUAUCGUCAAUACACUCGAGGAUUAUUACCAUCUGCUUACUCACCCUGACCGUGAAGAAUGUUGAUCUCUCAAACAGAGAUUAUUGGAUGGUACACUUUGAAACGGUCAAAGUAAAGAUGUUCUGGUGCGCAGCACUGUGAGCAAAGUCAGGUGACACACUGAGUGUUUGUGUUAGCCUUCUAUGGCUAAGUCUCCUCUGUCCACAGGUCAGAACAGGGUUUCAUCCUGAUUAGGGUGGACACAGUAUUAUAUUCUAUAGAUAGCCUGCGUAGAUGCAGCCCUGGACGGUUGCUGUCAACCCCGCUGGUGCUGUGUCAUCACUUUCAGGGCCAAAUAUGACCCACUUUACUGACACAGUAAAGCUAAUCUCACUUUAGCCAGAAGCAGUAGCUCUUAGUGUCGUUCUGAAUAAAAAGCGAGCGGUUCUAGCCAAACGAUACGACGCGUUCCAUCGACACGACCGGAAUAGAGGUGCAGUGUUCCUGCAUGUGCCGUUCCGUUCCGUUGUGUUGAUCUGGAAUGUUAUCCACCCGCACCGGUGCUAAAUAUAGCGCAAUGGACACAAAAAAUUAAAAAAAGAUUACUGGCAUAUAUCCCUCAUGGCUUCAGUGGUUCUGUGGAAGCGUCCCACUCGGCAUGACCCAUAAAAACAUGAAUGUUCGUGUUGGUUAAAUAGGUUUAUGUUGAUUAAAAUGUGGUCUUUUUUUUUGAGACUGGCCCAGGCCUUUGGUCGUGUAUUUCUCCUCGUGUAAGUUCUCGUUCUCAAGUGCAGCAGGAAGGUGACGAUAAACCCUAAAUGAGACUAAAGGUGUUAAGCAGGUGAAAGCAGCCUUUGCUUGGACUGAUGUAAGUGGAAUUGAGCUGAAAGGAGAAUAUGGUCAGUGUAGUCGAGAGAAGCCGUGUGAACGACCAUGAGGUUGCAGUUCCCACAGUUGGCCCUACGGCGGCGACUAGGCCAGCUGAGCUGCAUGUCCCGGCCUACUGUCCGCCUUCGCUCAUGGCCUCUGUCCAUCCUCUACUACAUCUUGCCCUUUGGAGCACUUAAACCUCUUGCCAAAGUAGGCUGGAGGCCCACAAGCAGAGUUACAAUCUACAAGUCUAUACCCACAAGACUUCUCUCCAGAGCCUGGGGUCGCUUGAACCAGGUGGACCUGCCAACUUGGUUACGGAAACCCAUCUUCAGAUUGUAUAUAUGGACUUUUGGAGUGAACAUGAAAGAAGCGGCCAUAGAGGAUUUACAGCACUACAGAAACCUGGGCGAGUUUUUUAGACGCAAACUCAAACCUCAGGUCCGGCCGGUGUGUGACUCGCACUGCGUGAUCAGCCCAGCUGAUGGUAAAAUCCUUCAUUUUGGUCGUGUGAAGAACUGUGAGGUGGAGCAGGUGAAGGGAGUGACCUAUUCGCUGGAAACCUUCCUCGGGCCACGCAACUGGGCCGAGAAUUUAUCUGCUAACAGAAAUGAGGAUGACCCUGGUACGUACCAGGACGCCCUGGUCACUAAAGAGGGGAAUGAGUUGUUUCACUGUGUAGUGUACCUGGCUCCAGGUGACUACCACUGCUUCCACUCACCUACGGACUGGAGGGUGGCACACAGACGCCAUUUCCCAGGUUCUCUGAUGUCGGUGAACCCGGGAGUUGCGCGUUGGAUCAAGGAACUUUUCUGCCAUAACGAGCGGGUGGUCUUGAGCGGGGAGUGGACGCACGGCUUCUUUUCACUCACCGCUGUAGGAGCAACAAAUGUGGGCUCUAUACGCAUCUAUUUUGACAAGGAGCUCCGCACCAACAACCCUCGGUACAACAAAGGAACUUACAAUGACUUCAGCUACGUCACGAACAACAACCGGGAAGGCGUGAGCAUGAGGAAAGGAGAACACCUUGGAGAGUUCAACUUGGGCUCCACUAUUGUACUGUUAUUCGAAGCUCCACGGGAUUUUACCUUUAAUUUGAAAGCAGGCCAGAAGAUCCGUUUUGGAGAACCUCUCGGGACAAUGUAACGGCCAACGAGAGGGGAGCGGAAUCUGAUGACGGACACGCUAAUCUGUGUGCAGAUGCAUUCAGGGUCUCAAAAACUAAUACACUCACAUUUGCAGAGAUGUGCUCUGUUUAAACUGAGAUACAUGUGCAUUCAUAUGUACUCAAUCAACCACCACUGUUGCAUUAUUGCCAUUGGGUUCUCACAACGUCGUUUCGUUAGGGUACAUAGGGGUAUUUUUGUUGUCGUUGUAAGAUAAGCAAAGCUUAGACCAUCACGUUGUAAAGUAUUUGUUUACCACGAAAUGCCAUCCUGACUUUUUUUUUGGCUCUAAAUUAUUUUUCUAUUUUGUUUUAGUAAAACGAUUGUUUUGUUUUUGUGUUCGCCCAUAUUGCCUUUGGCUUGAGUCAACCUGCGUGAAGGGUUUGAAGAGUUCAGGCGCAGCUAACUCUGCAAGCGUUGGGAAUAUGUGAGAGUCUGUCACUAUUUGGGACCAUCGUAUUUCACAAUGCUUUUCUUUAAAAACCGGGCUCUCCGUCCAACUUUUGCUCUUCACGAAGGUGCAAGCCAUUUUGACAGUAAGAUCUUGGCCACAUUUACUCGCUAAGAACGAGUUUUGGAAAAGACAGGCGACAACUAUCACUGCCGUUGUUCUCUGGCGUUGAAUUAUGCCUUUGCUUGUUGGUCUAGCAGCUAGUUGGGAGAUAAAUGUUAAGUAUUAUGCUGUCUCAACUUGAUUAGUGCCAAAACACAAGAUAUAUUUUUACUAACACGUUUUUUUUUUCCCUUUUGAUAUGAAUCAAGUUCUUGUGAUUUUAUGGCUUCUAUUUUUCGUUCUUGGGCUUUUCUUUUGUUAACCAUCACCCGGCAAGUUCAACAGACAAGUUCUACACCUUGAGCUGAGGAUAAAGACCCUCCGGACCCCCCCUGAUCUGGACCAUAAUCUGUAUGAGGAUUAGGGAAAGGACUUUGCUUUGAAUGUGUUAAAAACACUGGGCUUUUCUGUGCACUGGGCCACACUUCUUUUGGAGAAAAAGUCUUGUUAAUUCAAUUCAUGUAACAUAGACAUUAAUUUCAAACUAGUUCAGAGCGCAAGAAACAUGUCAUUAAUAAAUUUUGAAGGUUAUUUAAAA
Puntigrus tetrazona (Sumatra barb) is the source of this 4233-nucleotide messenger RNA. RefSeq names its product phosphatidylserine decarboxylase (gene pisd). Gene Ontology annotation, cellular component: mitochondrion. The record is from RefSeq and is a predicted model, not a curated record. Gene Ontology annotation, biological process: phosphatidylethanolamine biosynthetic process. NCBI's taxonomy places the organism in Eukaryota, Metazoa, Chordata, Actinopteri, Cypriniformes, Cyprinidae. The transcript has 7 exons. Gene Ontology annotation, molecular function: phosphatidylserine decarboxylase activity. Bases 2040 to 3122 code for a protein of 360 amino acids.